This is a messenger RNA of Halichondria panicea, 988 nucleotides long. Its product is annotated as neuralized-like protein 4. The record is from RefSeq and is a predicted model, not a curated record. The transcript has 2 exons. NCBI's taxonomy places the organism in Eukaryota, Metazoa, Porifera, Demospongiae, Suberitida, Halichondriidae. The coding region runs from base 48 to 902 and encodes 284 amino acids.
UGUGGAAAACUCCCAAUUUAAUCAAAAGAAGUGAUAAGUAGACAAGUAUGGAGGAUUCUAGACCCGAGACAGAGUCAACUACUAGCCAUCCAAACCAUCAGGACACUACUAAAGACUUUACUCAUCAAUUAAAUCCACUCACAGACAGUGCUAGUACAGCAGAGGCAAGCUAUGUCGCCCCAGGGAGAGCAUCUUUCAUCCUACCUGAGACAGUACAGUUUGGCUAUCAUGAAAUCAGCCACUCGAAACAAAUGAUCAUCUCUGAUGACAGACUGAGUGCCACUAAGAGUGACCCAGCCUCACAGUACGCCCACGGUGUCUGCUAUGGUGCUAUUCCACUGAGGGGUACGGCAGAGUUUGAAGUUGAGAUCAUAUCAUACGGCACUGGAUGGUCGGGGACUAUGAAGCUUGGAGUGAUGCGCUGUAAAGCUGACAGUAAGAUCAGUGUACCUCGCUACUCACCUGAAGGCCCCGAACAUGUUGUGUGGAGCUCUACUAAAAUUCACAAUCGAUUAUCGGGUGGACUGUCUAUGGGCGGACCCAAUGUUGAUGAGACUGAGAAACAAUAUAGUACUGUGAAUUUAGAUGAUUUAACUGUUGGUAGUCGAUUGGGAUUUCGUUUGUCUUAUGAUGGAGCUCUGAGCUUCCUUGUGGAUGGGAAGUCACAUGGUGUUGCAGCUGAAAAUGUGUACCUCAAGGCUCACGAUGUGUACGCAGUGGUGGACCAUUACGCUAAUUGCAAGGCUACACGGAUUACAAGAGCGGCUAUGAGAGUGGACCUAAACCUCCAGGAUCGAUGUGUAGAACUAUUAGCCAGCUGGUUGAAAUCAAAACAAGAUGCCAAAGAACUUCCACUACCAUUAAGACUCAUAGAGAGAUUAGUACAGUCCAUUGACAAAUAGCAAUUUAAAUUAUUUUGUGUUCAAAUGUCUCACUGAUUUAUUAUACAACUACUGAAAUAAUGUGAAGAAUGUAAUGUGCAAAUAAA